Molecule: messenger RNA, 6014 nt
Organism: Plutella xylostella (diamondback moth)
Lineage: Eukaryota; Metazoa; Arthropoda; Insecta; Lepidoptera; Plutellidae
Biological process (GO): regulation of gene expression
Cellular component (GO): nucleus
Source: RefSeq, a predicted model, not a curated record
GAUGGCGCGGUCGGAAUGCAGCGGGCGGCGCGGGGCGGGCGCGGGGCGCGGGGGCGGCGGCGGGCGGCAGCUGCUGGUGCUGCGGGCGCCGCCAGUCCGCCGCCGCGCGCCGACCCACGAGUGUUCCCCCGAGCUCUCCGCCGCGCCGCCCCCGCGCCCCGCCGCCGCCGCCGCACCACGCAGCGGAGCAUGCUGCAGCAGAUGCGCUCGCUCGCCGCCCGCGAGGUCGCUGCUGCGCGCGUGUUCGUGGACGCGUCCUCGGGCGCCUCCUCCGACGCCGCCGACGACGUGGACCUGCCGCAGUGCAAGAUCCGCAGGAACUACAACUGCGGCAAGUGCAACUUCUUCACGCAGAACCCGCGUGCCUACCUGGUGCACACGCGCGACAUACACUUCGAGAAGUUCAAGAUUUAUGACUGUCCCAACUGUGUUUAUGCGUCCAGACAUCAUCAGAAACUUAUUAGACACAUGAAGAUGGUUCACGCACCGGGAAACAACACGGCCUCCACUUCUAAAACGGAAAUGGAACCUCCGGCCGAAGCCGUCACCGAGCCGGAGCGGAUAGAGGACAUGCUGGAGGAGGUGGAGGACACGGCCGACAUGGAGGAAGAAGACAACGAUGAUUUGUUGAUUGAAAGAGUCGACGUAGAUCCCGAAAAUAACAGAUCCGCCGCCGCAGACGAAAGUGCGACCGCGCCGGACGGACGUAAACAAAAGUUUUUCUCGUGCAAUAAGUGUAACUAUGUGACUCAUAUUAGAUCUAGAUUUACUAAACAUGUGAAAUAUCAUUCGAUGCCGAUGAUCAAGUGUACAAUGUGCGACUUCCGGACGCCGUACAAGUGGAACCUGGACCGGCACAUGAAGAACCACGGCGGCUCGGGCAGCUUCCACUGCUCGAUGUGCAACUUCACGGCGGACAUCAAGCAGAGUCUGACGGUGCACGAGAUGAACCACCACACGCCGCCCAGCGGGCACUCGGCGUCCGUCCGCCGCCGCAACCGGGUGGGCGCCAGCGAGCUCACGCUCAGCGACGAGGCGGCGCACGCUCUCAUCACCAAGGAGGAGGAAGGGAGCGGCGACUCGCGAUCCUCGCACUCGGCCACGGACAUGGGUGUCCACGAGGCGGAUAUAGAAAUGAUUAGCUGCAAUAGUGGAUCCAACGACGCCACUGCACUCGACGCGCCUGCCAAGAGCGACGACUCGCAGGAUUUAUCCACCAACCAGUCUGCCAACAUGUCCAGUGACGAAACUAGGUCAAACAAGCAACCGAAAAAACGGCCGAUUCCUCAGCUGAUUCCUCUGAACGCCUCAACACCAAAUCAGAAAGCUCCAACUUCAGAGCCACCACUUAAGAAAAUCAAGGACAUGAUAACAAGUGUUAACGUAAAAACAGAGCCUGUGAAAUUGGAAAACUUACCUGCAGAUAUAUCAGUAACACCUGUAAAUACAACAGCCGUAACAAAGGAAACGCCGAUACGUAAGAAAAAUAACUCUUUCUUUGACAAGUUGAAAGAACGUUUACUAACAGAGACCGGGGAAAAUGGCUCCCUCGUGUGUAAAAAUUGCGGUUUCGAGAGCAAAUGUUUGUCGGAACAUUCAGUUCAUGAGAAAAACUGCUCUUCGCAGACAAACAAAGUUGUACCUAACAAUAUCCCCAGCCUUGGUUCCACACGUUGCCAGAACUGCCGGCACAGGUGCAAGUCCAGUGCAGAUUUGUACAUUCACAUGCAGACAUGCGGAAAGAGUGUUAAAACUGAGCCGGCGGCAGAGAAUAUUAAACAGGAAACGGAGGAGCCGUCAACUUCCAGCGGUGACCAACCGCAUCCAAUGGAAAACGUAGUUUUUGUUUGGAAUAACUUUGAUCAGAACGCCACCAAGUACGAGCAGCCAUUAGAUAUUAAUAUCAAUGAUGACUCUACUCAACCCGAACACAACAGAACGUUUGACCCUGAAACUGCUGACGAAAAUGAGGGCAUGAAUCUUUCGCCAAGUCAAGCGGUUGGUAAAAAGGUAUUCAAGUGUCCACAUUGUCCAUUCUGGGCAUCCACUGCAUCUAGAUUCCAUGUCCACAUAGUAGGACAUUUGAAUAAGAAACCUUUCGAAUGUUCAUUGUGCAAAUAUAAGUCUAACUGGCGAUGGGACAUAACAAAACACAUCAAGUUAAAAUCAGCCAGAGAUCCGGAACAUAACAGCGCAAAGGUAUUAAUGACAGACGAGACCGGCCGACGUAAUUACAGUAAAUACAACAAGUUCUUGGCAAUGCCCAUUCUUAACGAGGCCGGAGAGAAUGAAUUCCAUUACAUAGAUCAAGAUUCGGCGAAUGCAGACUUCUCAAUGGAUGUGGACGACUCAAUGAAUGAUACGAAUGAUGGCGCUAAUGCAUCAGCCGACGUGCCACUGGAUCUGCACACGCAAAACAAUGCGGACAACACGCAAGAAGCCAAGAAACCUAAACGAACGCUUUGGAAAUGCAAAAAAUGCAACUACAAGGACCCAUCUAAGGAAGCAUUGUUAGAACAUGUUCGUGAGCACUCCAGAGCUCCAGAUGAAGAGCCCAGACCGAAAAGGCCGGAGCCGAAAGAUCCUGGAGACUUGGCGUAUCGAUGCGGUCACUGCAAUCAACUGUCGAACUGGAAACACGUGAUACAGAGGCACUGCCGACUGAAGCAUGACGGAGUUAUCAAGGUUAUAGCUAUAGAAAAACCUAAGCAAGAUCAAAUAAAUGUGACCUUUACGGAAAUGGUCACCCAAGACUUCUGUACAAAAUGCCCCUUCAAGACAAAUGAAAAGGGCAAGCUCGCGGUCCACAUGCAGCAGCACACCCCGUCGCCACUGUCCAUCUUCAAGUGCUACUUCUGUCCAUACUUCGUGAAGAGUGAGGGUGAACUCUACGAACAUCUCGUUCUUCACGGAAUUACCGACCCAGAGGAAUACAUCUCGAAGGCAAUGGACGGAAAAUGUCUUGAGCAACAACCGCUGUCGACCGCCAAGCGGCAUCGCUGCAGCGACUGCCCCUACGAGACUAACAGCAAGUCGCAGUACAUGUACCACGAACAGUUCCACCGGCUGCCCGCGGACACUCCCUACAAAUGUCAAGAAUGCAACUACAGCGUUUCCAAGAGGCACCUCCUCCACCAGCACAUGAGAGUUCACGGUAUUUUUCCGAAAAAGGACGGAGAAUCCGAAACAGAUGCCUCCACUUCUGUAAUCGACGAGACUAUUAACCUCGAUGAAAUUCCGUAUGUCUGGGUUGCAGCAAAGAACGAAUUCCAUAAAAUGUUCAAGUGCAGAUAUUGCUCUUACGUGAAUUCACAAAAAUGCAAGAUACCCAAUCAUGAAAAGCUGCACACUCUCGUGUUUGAAAACAGUGAAUUAACAGUGCACAAAUGUUUGGAAUGCAAGUUUACCUGCGACAAUGCAUUUAGGCUGGCGGACCACUCCAAGAAACACGGCGAGUUGUACGGCCGCGUGUACGGGCCCGUCGAUCCGGACGUGCCUGAUGAAGAACAGAUAGCUCACCUCCGCUCUCUCAUAGAAGAGGAGAAGAAUGCAAUCAGAGAAAGUUUGGACAAUGACGACCCCAUAAGUAAAGAUAUUGAAGAGGGAAAAAUUCUGUACUUCUGUCAAAAAUGCCCAAGUCGAUUUUUCUCUGAAAGUGAGUUGAACGUACACGACGAAUUUCAUGACUUGACCUACCCUAACAAAUGUAAGAGUUGUGAAUUUUCUGUCCCUACGGAGAAUCAACUCACGUCACACAUUUUUAUUCAUACCGAUGAGUAUCGUACCAAAACAAAGAUGCUAAGAAUGGUGCACAGUUCACACCCCGAACACCAGGAGCCAUUAAUGGAGCUCCAGCACUCGCCCUCCUCGUCCGAGAUAACCUGGGUGGUGUCGCCGAUAUCGAGAGAAGCCUUUCAAAAAAAGUGUGACCCUGGCCACAAUAACAUCCCUGAGAUCAAGCAACCAAAACAGUAUUGUUGCAAAGAAUGUCCUGCUAAAUUCUUCAAGACCUCGACAUUGAACUAUCACAUGGGAUUACACGGCGGAGACGGUGAAAACAAAUGCAAAAAGUGUAGCUACGCCGUAAAGAACAUAGGCCACCUCGCCAAGCAUGAGCUGUUGCAUGAAACAGAGGGGAAGGCGCCCGCCUGCGACUAUGAGUCUGGAGAAGAUGUGGAUUACAAAAACAUUCCUCUCUCAGGCACGGACUUAUUCCAGCGUAAGACAGAGGCACAAAAAAGGGUUUUAAUUGAUAAAGACAAGCUAGUGAGACCGAAUGAUCAUUUUCCGCCAGUGCUACAAGCUGAUCCACAAUUUGGUUACUUGAUGCAUGGUAAUCCAGAAUUUAUAUACCCAACUUACUUGAAAAAUGGAAGACAGAAAGAGAAACGGUACAAAUGUCACAAGUGCCCUUCAGCAUUUGAAAAGAGAGAACAAUACAAAAUACAUCUUUCUCUACACGGAUCUAAGCAAAGAUACAAGUGUGAGCUGUGCGAUUACUCAGUGAAGUAUUACGCUAACUAUGUUCAGCACAUGCGGAAACAUCAGAUGAACGACGAGGCACAGGCCGAGAGACGGAAGGGAAACGGUGACUUUGCCGAGACCGUGACCACCCAGGACAUCCCGCACGACGACGGUGGGGAUAAUAUUAAAUUAGCGAUAAAAACAAUCCCAAAAAGCGUUCCAAAAAGUGAUUUCCAGCAAUUCUCUGUAAGCGACCAACAGACGUUGAGGCUGCUGCAGAGAUGGCGAUCGAAUAACAACACUAUCAAGGAGGAGACGGUCCCGGAGCCGCCGCCGGCUAAGGACCGCAAGCUGCACCUGUGUGUGCUGUGCCCCUACACCAACCAGCGCCAGGACGCGCUGCACAACCACUACAAGCGACACGACAAGGACGACGUCCUCAACGCCGGCUACCAGAAGUGCACCUUUUGCGAUCUCGUCGUCGUGCAAUCACACUUCCUCAGGGAUCACAUCAAGUCGCAUUUCGCAUACCAAAAGAAUUUAACACCACAGUGCUUUGUUGCGAAUGAGGACGUUAGUUUCACAGUAACAGAUAUUGAUGAAGAGGAUAGUCCUACGACGAGUCUUACCCUGGAAACAAAAUAUGCUGAUAAAUGCAAUGAUGAAAAAAUAUUCGUUAAAAUUUCAACAGGUGAAAUUGCUGUGGAAUGAAUAUUUUACAACAAAAACUGAUUUAAAAUUGUAUAAAUUACAUAAGGUAUUUUAAUUUUGUAAUUUAAGUUUACCAAAGUGUAGCUUGCCAUAUUAGUACUAGUUAAACUGGAUAGAAAGUAUGGUUAAUAUUAUGUGGUAUUUAAAAAAUGUUAGAUGCCUGAAAUAAUAUUGUAUAUUUAUAAGAAAACUAAUUUUAAAAGUAAAUUAGAAUUCAGAUUCCCUUAGAAAUUGAAUUAGAUUUGUUAUAGAUGUUACCGAAAUAUCAAUAUUAUUGCAUAAUUUCAUAAUUUGGUUAGGAUGAAGUUGCAUUAAUAGUUUUUAAAGAGAAAAUAAUUCUAUUUAGGUACCAAAAUUGCAGAAAAUAUUUAUGGUGAAAAAAUAAAUCCCUAGAGUAGUUAGGUAGUAUUAGGUGAUAGUACACAAUAUAUUAUUUUUACUAUGUAUUACAAGAAUUUUACCAAUAGUUUAUUUAGAUAUGUUUACUUAAUUAAACCUAGAUGUUAUCAUCAUCAGAAUUACAAGAGGGCAAUUGUGUUUUUGUAGCAAACUUAUUCUGUAAUUGGUCCAGAUUUGUGUUAAAGAGGUAAUGUAACAAAUUUUGCUUCAGUUACUACCUAUGUAUACAAUUUAAAAAUAUCUGUGAUUUUCUGAAACUAAGUAGGAUUUGAGUUGAAAAUUAAUAUUGUAUUAUGUGCCAAUAUUAAAAUUAUUAUUAUAGGUAUGUAUGGGAAAGGGAAGUGAGUGAAGCUUAGGGCCAGUUCCAUUAUUAUUUUUAAGUCCUAUAGGACACAUUCCUAAUUUUAAUAAGAUAGAAAUAAAAGAAUUAUUAAUGAAAA